AUGGCGGUGCUGUGGUGGCUUCUGCAGCUGUUGGCAGCCCUGGUGGCCGGGCUGUGGUGGGCGUGGCUGCGGCGGCCGCGGUGCGACGCGCCGGGGGAUCCCCCAGUCCCUCUGUUGGGGAACCUCAUGCAGCUGGGGAACCCCAGGACCAGCUUCCGCACACUCUGUCGCAUGCAUGCCGUUCACGGGUCCACUUUCUGUAUCUACGUGGGCCCCAUCCUGUACGUGGUCGUCGCAGAACCCCGCGAUGCCAAGCUGCUGCUCGGCUCCACUAAGAUAGUCGACCGCACCCGCGACUCCCCCUACCUGCACAACAUGGUCAGCGUCUUCAUUGGCGACGGACUCUUGAGCAAGAGAGGCGACCAGUGGCGGGCUCACCGCAAGAUCAUUUCGCCCACUUUCCACCUGCAGAUUCUGGAGCAGUUCUUGGAGGCUUUUAACACCGGCGGUGAGGUUCUGACGAAACGCCUGGCCGCGACGUGUGGUCAGGAGGUGGACCUGUUCCCCGUGGUGUCGCUGACCACGCUGGAGAUGAUCGUGGAGACCGCCAUGGGCAGCGCGAGUGCUGACGACGGGGCAGCCGGGGGCCCGACCAACCGGGACUUCGUGGCGGCCUUGUCUGAAGCCGUCCGCCUUAUGCAGGAACUGACAGUGCGGCCCUGGUUGCGGGUGAAAUGGCUGACACGACUAACGCGCACAGGCAGGGAGACACGGCGUGUGGUGGCAACACUGCGGCAGUAUGGCGACCGUGUGGUGGCUCUCAAGAGGCGUCAACUGCGCAAUGGCGUCGCAGCCGACCAGAGCCAGCCGACCCCUGACAAGAAGCGCCGGCUAGCUUUCCUGGACAUGGUCCUCUCCUCGGGUGGCGGACUUCUUACCAACGAGGAUGUCUACGAUGAGGUGUACACACUAAUCUCAGCUGGCAACGAGACGACAGCAAAUACCAUCAGCUUCACCCUGGCGCUCCUGGCUCUGCAUCCUGAGUGGCAGCAGGCGGUGCACGCCGAACUCGACGCCGUGUUCGGCGAGGGCGAGAACUGCCACAGGCCAGCUACUCCACAGGAUCUUGCGAAGCUGCAGGUGCUCGACCGGGUCAUCAAGGAGACACUGCGGAUGUUCCCGGUGGUCCCGCUGCUGCCACGCCAUGUGCCACAUGACCUGGUGCUGCCGUCCACUGGGUACAGGCUCCCCGAGGAUAGCAUGGCCGUCGUGUUCAGCUACUUCAUGCACAGGAACGCCAACUACUUCCCGGAGCCGGACCGGUUCGAUCCGGACCGCUUCCUGCCGGAGAACUGUGUGGGUCGCCAUCCCUACUGUUAUGUGCCAUUUGGUGCUGGGCUGCGCAACUGUGUGGGCAAGCGUUAUGCAGUGAUGCAGGUGAAGACCUUGCUGGCAGCUGUGCUGAGGAAGUUCUUUGUGCUGCCAGUGUCCACGAUGGAGGAUCUGCACGACCUCGCCCUCUCCAUCGUCAUCCACCCUAUCAGUGGCAUGCGAGUUGUCUUACAGGAAAGGCAUCACCACGAUCAAAACCCAUCACCACCGCUUGAGGGAGCUACUGGGAUCAUCUGA
Molecule: messenger RNA, 1569 nt
Organism: Schistocerca serialis cubense
Lineage: Eukaryota; Metazoa; Arthropoda; Insecta; Orthoptera; Acrididae
Product: cytochrome P450 4C1-like
Exons: 6
Coding region: 1-1569 (522 amino acids)
Molecular function (GO): monooxygenase activity; oxidoreductase activity, acting on paired donors, with incorporation or reduction of molecular oxygen; iron ion binding
Source: RefSeq, a predicted model, not a curated record